Thlaspi arvense is the source of this 1497-nucleotide messenger RNA. The record is from the annotation of a GenBank genome assembly. NCBI's taxonomy places the organism in Eukaryota, Viridiplantae, Streptophyta, Magnoliopsida, Brassicales, Brassicaceae.
AUGUAUGGGAACUAUACCAUGGUGCUCUCACUCUCAUCUUGUGGGGCCGGUGCUGUUAUAAACUUGAGUGCUUUGAAAACCUACGUUGGCUUCUCACCCAAGAAAUAUCUUACUUGUAAAAGAAGCAAUAUAGCUGUAAGCAAUCAAGGGAUUAAGGCAACCGCAAGCGCUUCCGCUGCAGUCGCGGCGACUGAGCCACUGACUAAAGAAGAUCUCAUGGCCUAUUUUGCUUCUGGAUGCAAACCAAAGGAAAUGUGGAGAAUAGGUACAGAACACGAGAAAUUUGGUUUUGAGGUCAAGACGUUGCGUCCUAUGAAAUAUGAACAAAUAACUGCAUUGCUGAAUAGUAUUGCUGAGAGAUUUGAUUGGGAUAAGGUAACGGAGAAUGGGAGAACUAUUGGUCUGAAACAGGGAAGGCAAAUCAUAUCAUUAGAACCAGGAGGCCAACUAGAGCUAAGUGGAGCACCAUUAAAAACUUUGCACCAAACUUGUGAUGAGCUCCAUUCACAUAUAUAUCAAGUGAAAACUGUUGCUGAGGAAUUAGGAAUUGGUUUCUUAGGAAUCGGUUAUGAACCUAAAUCUAGCCUCGAUGCUGUAGCUACUGCGCCCAAGGUUCCUUCCUCCACAAGCAUAUUAUUGAGAAGGUUUGACAUAAUAAGAGACUACUUAGUGAGAUUUGUCUCAUCAGAUCCCGACGACGUGAUGCGAAGAACGUGUACUGUCCAGGUCAAUUUAGACUAUAGCUCAGAAACCGAUAUGAUCAGGAAGUUUCGCGCUAGUCUAGCUUUGCAACCUAUGGCGACAGCUCUAUUCGCAAAUUCCCCUUUUAGUAAUGGAAAGCCAAAUGGGUUUCUAAGUAUGAGGAGCCAUUUAUGGAUAGAUGCCAUUAAAAACCGCACAGGAAUGAUACCUUUUGUGUUCCAUGACUCAUUCGGGUUUGAGAGAUAUGUUGACUACGCACUUGAUCUUCCAAUGUGCUUCUUACAUCGUAACAAAAGCUAUCUCAACUGCAGAGGAAUGACAUUUCGGGAUUUCUUGUCCGGGAAGAUUUCUCAUCUCUCUCAUGAACAAGCCACUAUUAACGAUUGGCAAAAUCAUAUAGGAACAGCAUGGCCAGAGGUUGAUUACUCGGUUUCAAGAACACCAUAUCGUUUGAAAUCCACUGUGGGUUUGCUAUACGAUGAGGAGUCUCUCCAAACUGUUCUUGAUAUGAUAUCUGAUUGGACUCCUGAAGAAAGAGAAAUGCUUAGGACACAAGUUCCAAUCACUGGCCUAAAGACAAAUUUUAGAUAUGGUUCUUUGCAACAUGUCGCAGAAGAUGUCCUAAAGCUAGCAAAGGAUGGUUUGGAGCGUCGAGGGUACAAUGAAACCGGUUUCUUAAACGCUAUCGCCGAGGUGGUUAAAACAGGGGUUACGCCUGCAGAGAAGCUCUUGGAGUUGUACAAUGGAGACUGGGGACAAAGCGUUGAUCCUCUAUUUCAGGAAAUGAAGUAUUAA